AUGGUCCGAUACGUGCACUACAAAACUUAUCCUCCCAACUUUGACCGCGCCAAGGCUAUCGCGCAGGGCCGACGACAGGCAGAAGGCAAUCUGGAGCGUUAUCAUUACCUCCGCGCAGCCGUGACGGGGGCAUAUGACAUCGAGCAACUUCAGCCUGGCGAUCCCAAUAACCCCAACCCGUUGCCUUUUGUGAGGCAUGGGCUUGUCUUUGACCGUUACAAGUUGCACAAGCUCAAGCCGCUCCGUGGCAUGAAGCUUCACCCGAACGCCGAUGGCACGAUACAUCCCGGCGACUUGAAGUUGUACAAGGAGGAGUUGUUUGGCAAUUGGAAGGUCAGAGAGGCGGGGAUACUUUAUGCGUAUAUGGAGCUACGACCCUUCUUCAACAUGAUGCUCAACUACAACUCGCCGGCGAAGACGACGGGCAUCCCGGCCUGGGACAAGCUCCUAGACGAGUGGAAAGCGGCGGGCUUUCCCAAACGUAUGCUUCAGUGCAUGUACUUCGCCAGGGAGUCGGGUUGCAUGGAUCCCCGCUGCCCGUUUCAGCACGAUGCGGCGGCGACGAAGCGUGAUAAAGACCUCGUGUAUGCCUGGAGGCGCGCGCGGUGCGGUCAGCUCACUCCGGAGGAUAUUGAGAUAUUUCGCGACGUCGUUCCCGCUGAAUACUCUCCUGGCGAUGAUGGCUUCAUCGUCGAGGAGAUACAGUACUACAUCAAGAACCCAGACCCACUUAUCUGCUGGAAUACGGGCUGCUGUCAAGUCGACGAUCAUCCCGAACUUGCCGAGCAACUGAAGCGCUGCUCGCGUUGCAAGGUUGUCACGUAUUGUUCUGCAGAGUGCCAGAAGAAGCAUUGGAAGGAGCACAAGCAGGAUUGUCAUCCGUAUGAUCAAAUCAUCCACGACGACGAACUAUGGUCUCGCGUAGGUUUCCGCAAAGGCCUGCAGUGGAAUGGUAAUACGGUGAAAGACGACAGAGGGGGCAUCACAGUCUCGAUUUCCCCACGCGUACGCUCUGAUAAGUAG
Peniophora sp. CBMAI 1063 is the source of this 1023-nucleotide messenger RNA. Lineage: Eukaryota; Fungi; Basidiomycota; Agaricomycetes; Russulales; Peniophoraceae. The record is from the annotation of a GenBank genome assembly.